Fusarium graminearum PH-1 is the source of this 912-nucleotide messenger RNA. RefSeq lists its product as uncharacterized. Lineage: Eukaryota; Fungi; Ascomycota; Sordariomycetes; Hypocreales; Nectriaceae. The transcript has 4 exons. The record is from RefSeq and is a predicted model, not a curated record. The coding region runs from base 1 to 912 and encodes 303 amino acids.
AUGGCCACAGUGGAACCGCCGAACCCGCUGCCUCCAGACGAAAACGUGGGACCAGCCUUGCUGGGCGUGUCUGUUGUCACGAUUCUCGGUAUAAUACGGUUCGGAGUGCAAGUCGCCCAAGUAGCCAUUGGCAAUGGACGACACAGAUGGUACAUCGACGCCGAAGACUAUAUGCGCAACAACAUGCUCGGAUGGUUCGCCCAGAUCCUCCUCUUCGCCAGCAUAUGUCUCCUAAAAAUAUCGAUUCUGCUACUUUUAUUACGCAUCAAAGAUUCGCAGAGGGUCAAAUAUGCGGCUUGGGGGAUAAUGGCGGGUCUGUUCAUCACCAACUUUGGCUGUAUAUUUAUCCUGCUCGCUGAAUGCAGGCCUAUCAGCGCGUACUGGACUGGUGUGGGCAAUUGUUGGGAUGCACGCGUUCGUAUUUACUACAUCUAUGCCACCAUUGGUUCUUCCUUUGAUGCAGCAACUAAUGUGGAUUCAAGUGCAACUGGCUUCGGCAUCGGCCGAGCAUCUUCACUCGGUGUGGUUACAUCAGAUCUAAGUUGGGUUUACGCUAUCACGGCAAUAUGGUCCAACCUCGAACUCUAUCUCGGCAUUGUCGGUGCCAACCUUGCACUCGGCAGAUCCAUGUAUGGGUAUUUCUUCAAAGAACGCGACCAUUCCAAGGUCGGCUCAUCAUAUGGCUACGGCAAUGGGCCCAGGUCAACUUCUACAUCCGGGAACCUGAGAAUACCUAAUUCAGGUGCAUUCCGAUCAGGGCAGACACGUUUACCAUCGCACGGUCGAGAUAGUGAGAUCUCGUUGGUGGACCAAACAAAGAAACAAGAACCGUCUACGUGGUAUGCCGAUGGCAACACUGACGAUGACAAUCCGCCAGGAGUCACGGAGCACGAUAUAGGAAUCGGACGUUAG